AUGCGUGAGAUUGCCACUGCUGAGCCCAAGGACCAGCAGCUCAUGGUAGCCCUGCGAAUCCGCCCGCUCAAUGAUGCAGAAGUGGAGGAAGGAGCCACGACCAUCGCCCACAAAGUGGGGGACCAGAUGGUGGUGCUCAUGGACCCCGGUGAGGACCCCGAGGACACGCAGCGCGCCCACCGGUCCCGGGAGAAGACUUUCAUAUUUGACACUGUUUUGGACCAGCAUGCAUCUCAGGAAGAUGUAUACUGUGCCACCACCCAGCGCUUGGUGGAAGGCGUCAUUUCCGGAUACAACGCAACGGUGUUUGCCUACGGCCCCUCAGGUGCUGGGAAGACCUACACCAUGCUGGGCAUGGAUGCAGAGCCUGGCAUCUACCUGCAGACGCUCACAGACCUCUUCCAGGCCAUUGAGGAAACCAGAGACAACAUGGACUACAGUGUGUCCAUGUCUUACCUGGAGAUUUACAACGAAGUGAUCCGGGACCUACUGAACCCGUCCUCAGGGUUUCUGGACCUGAGGGAAGAUUCUCGCGGCAGCAUCCAGAUCCCAGGCAUCACAGAGGUCUCCACCUCAAAUGCCCAGGAGAUCAUGCAGCUGCUCACCAGAGGAAACCGGGAGCGCACUCAGGAGCCGACAGCCACCAACCAGACCUCGUCGCGUUCACACGCUGUGCUGCAGGUCACUGUGCGCCAGUGGGGCCGUGGCACGGAGCUGGCGGAGGCUGUGCGCGUGGGCCGGCUCUUCAUGGUGGACCUGGCUGGCUCAGAGCGCGCGUCUCAGACCCAGAACCAAGGCAAGAGGAUGAAAGAGGGUGCUCACAUCAACCGCUCGCUGCUGGCGCUGGGCAACUGCAUCAACGCGCUCAGUGAGAAGGGCGGUGGCCGAGCGCAGUAUGUGAACUUCCGGGACAGCAAGCUUACGCGCCUGCUGAAGGAUGCCCUGGGGGGAAACAGCCGGACAGUGAUGAUCGCGCACAUCAGCCCCGCCAGCACCCACUUUGAGGAGUCGAGGACCACCUUGCUUUACGCCUACAGAGCAAAGAACAUCAAGACAAGGGUAAAGCGCAACCUGCUGAAUGUCUCCUACCACAUCGCCCAGUACACAGACGUCAUCUCCGACCUCCGCAGGGAGAUCGAGCACCUCAAGUCAAAACUGGAGAAACAGGAGAAGAGGAGCGAACCCGACACCCAAGACGUCCAAGCUGUGAUCCCAGCCCAUGACACCGAGGAAGAGAGCCGCCAGCAGAUGAACAAGAUCCGGGCGCAGCUCAUUGGGGCCUUCAAGGAGCAGCUGGAGAUGCGGCGCAGCCUGGUGGAGCUCGAGAACACCAACAUCGAGCUGCAUGUGGACACCUCCCGCCACCUGCUGACCAUCGCAGACUGGGAGCGGGAGAAGACCCACCAGGCACACGGGGAGCGGCCUGGACCCGAGGGGGGCGAGGAGCUGCAGGAGGCCGACGUGGAGGGCGAGUGUGCGGAGCCCCCCGAGGUGGCCCUGGCCAGAGAGGAGAUCAGCACACUUCUUGCCGAGCAGCGGAAAACGGCCGCCCUCAAGGUGGGGCGACAGGCGGCGGCCCCCCACAACUAUUUCAUGGAUGGGGAAACUGAGGCACAGAGAGCUAGUUCCCUGAGCGUCACUCUUGCGGAAAACGACAGGCUGGCCCUGGGUGCUGUCCCAGCCGCCGCCGAGUGUCUGCAGACACAUCUUCAGCCCUCCAAGCUUCAGAGCAAGGGAAAGCGUUUAGCUCAGAGGAGUGUGGCCGCCGGCAGAGGGCACCCCUUUGAGGGCCGGCGGGUGCUGCUUUGUGGCAUCGUCUCGGCUGUGCCAGCAGGGAUGAAGGGGCAUGGCGCUGUGGCUUCGAUGCACGUGCCUGUCGGCCACCUGCAUGUCCCCGUGGGAGCCCGUCUGCCCACACGCUUGGUCUCUCGCCAGGCGGGGCUGGAGCAGCGCCUGGCGAACGCCAAGAAGAAGGCCUCGCAGAUGGAGAAGCUGCUGCCCAGACAGGCCAUCAGCGAGGGCCAGCGGGAAGUGCUGCAGCUGCUGUGUCGCGCCCACGAGCUGGAGGUAGAGAACACGGAGCUGCAGGCCCGCAGCCUGUGCUGCAAGAACCUGCUGCGCCAGAAGGACUUCGUCAUCCAGCGCUGCCGCCAGCACCGGCUGCUGGGCGAGCAGCUCGUCCGCGAGCAGAGGCAGCUGAUCCAAGACAUGCUGCACCCACCGAGCAGCCCUGGCACGGGAACCUACGUCCUGUCCAGGCGUUUGCUGCUUCUGGACUUUCACGGGAACGGCGGGCUCGUGGUGCCGGACGCCCUGGAAAAGCGGUACCGCCUGUACUCACAGGAGCGGGGCGAGGGCACACUCAACCGUCUGCUGCUCCUGCAUUCACUGAUGGCUGGCGCCCUGCACAUCAACGUUACCCCAGCCCGCGGGGGUGUACGGUGCCAGGGCCGUGGGGCUGGAACGUACCACACGCCACAGCGCUCCAGGCUGAAGGCCACCUCAGGGCACUGGCUCCAGGGGGAGGACGGCUCUGUGCUGAACGGAUCGCCCCCGCCGCCAGAGGACUCCAGCCGAGACCAGGCUGAUGGCAGGAAGGACCUCCCGUGGGGGGCCCAGUUUGAGCUGCCACCCAUGCUGCUGGAGACAGACAGGUACCGCGCUCCGCUGCCCGUCACCUUGGUUUUCCCAGAGUCGGGAACUGGAGGCCAGCAGAUGGACUUCCAGGCCACAGCCCCGUGCGACCCAGAGCUCCUCCGUGUUCUAAUCUGUGCGGUGGGUCCGGGAGCCUCCGUGCAGGGUGCUGGUGCCGUCAGCGUGUGCUUGGGGCUGAUGCUGCUGUGA
Messenger RNA from Orycteropus afer afer, 2844 nucleotides. Its product is annotated as kinesin-like protein KIF19. Gene Ontology annotation, biological process: microtubule-based movement. Bases 1 to 2844 code for a protein of 947 amino acids. Lineage: Eukaryota; Metazoa; Chordata; Mammalia; Tubulidentata; Orycteropodidae. The record is from RefSeq and is a predicted model, not a curated record. The transcript has 20 exons. Gene Ontology annotation, molecular function: ATP binding; microtubule motor activity; microtubule binding.